Messenger RNA from Scatophagus argus, 2958 nucleotides. RefSeq names its product FA core complex associated protein 100 (gene faap100). Gene Ontology annotation, molecular function: protein binding. Gene Ontology annotation, cellular component: Fanconi anaemia nuclear complex; nucleoplasm. Gene Ontology annotation, biological process: interstrand cross-link repair. The record is from RefSeq and is a predicted model, not a curated record. NCBI's taxonomy places the organism in Eukaryota, Metazoa, Chordata, Actinopteri, Scatophagidae. The transcript has 8 exons. Bases 218 to 2830 code for a protein of 870 amino acids.
UAGAAGAAGAAGACGUUCUUGCUUGUUACUGGUCCAAAAGUCGACGCGGGGAAUUAUGUGACAGCGUCUCGUCCACUGUAAACAUCUCAUCAAAUUAUACCCGGUCCAGUUUUGCCCCAAUCGUUCAUUUUUUUAUCCCUUGUUCAGCUAACAGUGUUAACAGCGUGCCUAACGUUUAUGCAGACUCGUCAGUUUCUUCUUCGUCGGUGUUGUGGUUAUGGAAGGACGAUGUGCUGUUGAGACUUGGGCAGACUUUGGCUUCUUAGGUCCAUCAUACACAGCAAAGGUCAGGUUUAGCGGUGGGACAGAUGUGUUUCUCUGCACAGGCAACGACGAGGUCUAUGUCUUCAAUACUAAAGAGGGGAAACUCACGGUUGUCCUACAGUUUCCCGGUCCCGUUAGUGACCUGAUUGGGAGUCAUGACAAGCAGCUCCUCUAUGUUGCCUGUACAAGUGGAAUUUAUUGUGUCGGUUUACAGUUCCUGCUAUCUAGAACUGAAAGUUUAGCAACUGACACCUCUUCCAGUCCAGCUGAGCUGAAAAUUUCUUCAGAGUUCCUGGUUGUUCCAGAAGAAGGUGUUUUGUCACUGCUUCUCGUCCAUUCGGUACUCCUGACUCUUUCCCAGAGAGACACGUCCUGGAUGUUGAUCCUGUACAAUUCUUCAAAACAGUCAGUCUCUGGCAGCUAUGAAAUGCUCACUUCAUUCAGUCUACCACUGGCCUCAUGUGUUGUUCACGAUGACACAGAGGGAAGCACAGGAAGGAGAAUGAGGCCUGUGCUGAUUUGUGUCCAUUCGAGUGAUAUAACACCGCCAUCGUCCACAUCUUUGUCAGAGACCUCUUUAACUGAAGGCCAUUUCCACCUUGAGUCAGUCCUCUUCAAAGUUCUGUUUGGGAUUGAUGCUGCCCUCAGCAAAUCACCGAUUAUCCUUUGUGGAAUGCCUGACGGGCGCCUGUGUUACCUUCCUCUGCGUCUGCCAGGAUCACGGCUCCAAGUCCUGCAUAGCUUGGAGCAGCCAGUUGUAUUUGUUGGAGCCUCCUGUGUCAUGGAAACGGGUCCAGGACAUGCAAAGUGUUUGGUGGCGGUGGGAAAACUAGGGAGAGUGGUGCUGAUCAAAAUGAAAAAGGAAGGGCCAGAGGAAGGGGGCAGCACAGCUAGUUUUAUUGAGAGGUGUGUACCAGGGCCUGUGAUGUGUGGAUGUAUGGAUAAAAAGUGUCUUUACUACAGCACAGGCACAGACCUGAUGAGUCUGGAUCUAUCAGAGGAAUCAUCUGGAAGGAAGGGCCAGGAAUGGGAUGAGGAGUCAUCCAGUAAGACAUAUACUGCCCUCCAAAGCCCCACCAGUUUAAAUGUGUGCAGAGUCAUCACCCUGGCUGAGCCUACAUGCAACACUGCAGGUGAAGUUCAGUUGCUGGGGCUGUCUGUCAGGGGACAGCUCCAGAGGAUCACUUUACCUGUGAGGAGAGAGGAUACAAGAUUGUCUAAGAUGCUCUCCACCCAGGUGGGCCACAGUGUCAGGGACCUCUUAUCUGCCAUUGGGGAUGUUUGUGAAAGAGCAUCAGUGCUGAAAACAGCCAUCAGAUCAAAAAGUCAAAUUCUGAAGCACAUGAAUCAAGUGCUUAACAUCAGCUUCCUGCUGAUAGCCAGCACAAAUAGUGAAGAGCAUCUUCAUGUCCAGGAAAAGCCAAUCAGAUGUCAUGCUGUGACUGAGUGGAGCAGAUUGCUUCAAAAAGAUUCCCUGAACCUGAGAUGUGUCCUGGAUAAUUCAAGUCCUUUUGUUUUGGAACAAGGCUGGACACUGAGCAUCACUGUAUUUCCUCUGUCAUAUUCUCCCAGCACAGGGGGAGAAAGCUCCUCCACAAAUUUUUCAUUCCCAUUCCACAACCUCCAUCCGGGGGAAACUUUAGAAGUGUCAUUGCCUCUAGUAGCUGCAGUGGACAUAUCCUUCCCCAUGACAGUGAGCUUCUCGCUCACCUUCUCACUCUCAAGGCUUCUUGGAGAGGAGGCAGCAAACCUUUCUGGUUCACAGAGUAGCUGCAUCAGUUUGCCCUUGAACACACUGACAGUGGAUUGGUUGCACGCCCUGCAGGUGAACAGUUCGAUAGCUACACAGACAAAGGCCACAUCUCAAUGCAACAAUACCCCAAUGGAUUCCAUCCAAGCUUUUGUAAGCUCACGCAGGAUAAGAUGUAGUGGAAAAAGAGAGGGAGGAGGAGAGAGCGCUUCAAAGGCCGAGCGAGUUCAGUAUUCAGCAAGUGUGCGGGUUUCAUCAGAGUUAUUGCAAGAUACGCUUGUGUUUAAAAGCUCUGAUUCGGACCGUCAGGGACCAAAUUUGGCCCCUCGAAAUGUGUGCUUUUCUUUACUGGAAUGGCUGUUGUCUGAAGGCCCUGGGGGAGUGACAACAGGACACCAAAGAGACAAAAUCAGCAGCUCAGUGGUCCAUGCUCGAGGUCCAAAUGGGCACACAGUCACACUGACUGCAAAAGAGGUAGAUGUAGGGGAGGAGAGCAUGAGGAAGGAGGAGUCCCUGACCAUAGUGGAGGUUCGAGUUGAGAGCUCAUCCAUAGCAGCAGUGUGUGGACUGCAUCAUGCUGUGCUGCGCCGGGUAGAGACUCUGUUGCAGAGGGCUCCAGAGAGGGCUGCUUCUACAAAGAGGGUCCAGAGAUUAGGUUUAAGACAGGCACUGCAGCGGGCUCAGCACCUGUUAGAGCAGAUCCAGCAAAGUCGGGUAUCGGGGACCUUUGGUAUGGGCGCGUCCACAGGACAGAUGAGCCGAUCUCUUUUCUGCAUUUACCAAGAACUCAGAGAAAAUCCUCUUCUUAUAAUUUGAUAAAGCCUACACUGUGGCUUUAUUAAAUUCAGUUCAGUUUUAUAUAACCUGUCCUUGCAGCUGAUUGAGUAAUGACGUCGACAUAUUGUAACUGUACUUUUUCAUCACCAUAAACAGAUGUUACCAUU